AGUUUGAGGCUUCCAUCUCUUUCACAUUCACAAAUCACAUGCUGUCAUCUGUUUAUUUUUCAUAUGAAUUGGUAAAAAAAAAAGAAAAGAAAAAGAAAACCCAAAGAUAAACAAUAAAGCAAAUACAAGGCCAACAAAUAGAAACCCAAAUUAUCUGAAAAUAUUGAUUAUACGAGUGUUUUCUCUUACCUAAUUAUCUAAAGACAUUCCACAGAUUUUCUUGCAGAGUUUGUUUUAAUGUUUUUUUAAAAUCCUUAAAACUAGGAUUUCAAAUUGAACCCAACUUCUAUUUCACAUUGUUCCUUCCUAGUCUCUGGUUUAAGGUUCUUUUCUCACCUCCGGUCAAAGAUGAGAUAAUUGGUUCUGGAUAUUUGGAAUUUACUAUGGAAAAAAGGAAAUGGUUGUGGAAGAGGAGGUCUUCCGAGAGAAGUCCUGGAGAGACUGAGAGUUCCGGAUCGUUGUCAUCGAAGUCCGAGAGAUACUCCGAUGAUCAGCAGGAUCCUUCCAAGGUGUCUUCACCGCCGAAUAAUAACACACAAUCGCCUGAAGUGUCGUCGAAGGCUUCACCCGAUUCCAAAGAAGUUACUGACAGCAUUAAGAUCUUGACGGAGAAAUUAUCAGAUGCACUAGUUAAUAUUAGUGCCAAAGAGGAAUUGGUGAAGCAGCAUUCAAAAGUUGCAGAAGAAGCUAUCGCGGGUUGGGAAACUUGCGAAAAUGAAGUAGUGGUGUUGAGGCAAAAACUCGAGGCUGCAGUUCAGCAAAACUCGGCUUUAGAAGAUCGUGUGAACCAUCUUGAUGGAGCUCUCAAGGAAUGUGUAAGGCAGCUAAGACAAGCAAGAGAGGAGCAGGAGGAAAAGGUCCAUGAAGCCAUUGCGAAAUCUGCCCAGGAUUGGGAAACCACCAAAUCUGAACUCGAAAGCAAGUUGCUUGAGCUCCAAGCUAAAGCUGAAGCUGUUAAUUCUGAGCCCCCUCCAGAGUUCAAUCUUGACCUUUGGCGAAAGAUUGAAGCUUUGGAGAAGAAAAAAGCAGACCUCGAGCUUGAGCUCUCAUCUCAAUUGAAAGAGAUGGAAAUCAGAACAAUUGAAAGGGACUUGAGCACCCAAGCAGCUGAAACAGCUAGCAAACAACACUUGGAGAUUAUUAAGAAGGUAGCAAAGCUCGAGGCCGAGUGUCGAAGACUCAAAACAAUAUCUGAUAAAUCUCUGAAUGCCUCCUCAGUGUAUGCCGAAUCCCUUACUGAUAGUCAAUCAGACAGCGUAGAACAAGUUAAUCUCGUGCAGAUCAAUACUCACAAGAUAGCCGGCUUGGAGGCAAACAAAGAACCUGGUUCGUCUGAUUCAUGGGCAUCAGCCUUAAUUGCAGAACUUGAUCAAUUCAAAAAUGAAAAGGCCAUCAACCGAAACCUCCAGGGUUCUACCAUUGAGAUUGAUCUCAUGGAUGAUUUUCUCGAGAUGGAACGACUUGCUGCAUUGCCUGAAACCAUGAGUGAAAACCAUUGUCUUGAACCUAAAGCUAUAGCGAAACAAUCUAACAAAGAUGGUGAUAGCUUGAUGAAUCUUGAAGCCAUGAUUCAUCGAACAGCGGAACUCGAAGAGAAGUUGGAGAAGAUAGAAAUUGAGAAGGCUGAAUUACAAAUUGCUCUUGCCAAAAGCCAUGAAUGUCUAGAAGCAUCGGAGCUGCAAAUGAGGGACACAGAAACAAAAUUGGGGGACUUGCAAAGGGAGCUCUACAAUGCAAAUGAUGCAAAGCAACAACUCGUGUCUCAACUCAGGAACAUGAAAGCAGAUGUAGAGACGAUGUCAGCAAAGAUUAACUCAUUAGAAAAUGAAAUAAAAAAGGAAAGGGCUUUGUCCGCAGAGGUUUCAGUUAAUGCAAAUGAAUCAAAGAAGAUCUUGGAGUCUCAACUCAUUAGCAUCGAAGCAGAUGCUCGAACAAUGUCUGCAAAGAUUGUUUUAUUAGAAACAGAAGUUGAAAAGGAAAGAGCACUGUCGGCACAAAUUACAGUCAAGUGUCAAGAACUGGAAGAAGAGCUGUCGAGGAAGAAACAGGAAGCUGAGCUACAGCAAAACCUUAACUUGAAUGGUGAAGUGAAGAUAAAACAGGAGGAUUUAGCUACUGCUGCUGGAAAACUUGCGGAGUGUCAAAAAACAAUAGCAUCUUUAGGAAAGAAACUGAAAUCUCUUGCAACACUUGAAGACUUCUUAAUCGACACCACCAGCGUACCCGAGUUCCCUACGGAUGGAUCAUCGAUUCCUAAAGCUGGUGGAGAGCCUUGGAAUUUUCGUUCCAAUGAAACAUCUGCAGCCAAAAGAGAUCCAGAGUCUCCAAGAGCUAGUGCUGAUAAGGACAAUGGAAACACACCAACAUCUUCAUCCCCGUCUUCAUCGAUCGUGUCAUCAAAUCAUGUCGGCUCCGAGAAGAACAGAAAUGGGUUUGCUAAAUUUUUACACACGGAGUAAGAACGGGAUACAACUAGAAAUUUAAGGCGAUUUAUACAAGUUGUAAAAUUGUUGUCAUUUUAAAGACGGCG
This is a messenger RNA of Hibiscus syriacus, 2530 nucleotides long. Its product is annotated as filament-like plant protein. The coding region runs from base 384 to 2459 and encodes 691 amino acids. The record is from RefSeq and is a predicted model, not a curated record. The transcript has 5 exons. Lineage: Eukaryota; Viridiplantae; Streptophyta; Magnoliopsida; Malvales; Malvaceae.